AUGUCGAACAAGAAGAUCGAGCAGUGGGAAAUUGAGCGCUAUUGGGAGAUCUUCUCCGGGCUCUCCAAUGGGCAAACUCAUCUGAACAGCUCCCAGGCCGCCUCGGUGCUGCGCAACAGUGGACUUCGUGAUGAGCAGUUGGAGAAGGUCUGGGAUAUUGCGGACGUGGAUGGAGAUGGAGAGCUGGACUUUGAAGAGUUCUGUGUCGCAAUGCGCCUGGUUUUUGACCUCGUCAAUGGCGAGCUUCAAGACGUCCCACCCGUGCUGCCAGACUGGCUCGUGCCGGAAUCCAAAUCACACCUUGUCCAGGCCACACGAGCACUGCAUCGCCCCGAACAAUUUGAACGGAUAGAAGAUGAGGAUGACUCCCUUGGAUUGAAAGAUGGAUUCGAUUGGUACAUGAAGCCCGCCGACAAGUCGAAAUACGAGGAAAUUUACAACUCCAGUCGAACCCAACGUGGCGAUAUCACCUUUGAAUCCCUACAACCGCUCUAUGAUUCUUUGGACGUCCCAGAUACCGAUAUCCGCUCAGCAUGGAACCUCGUCAACCCCUCCGCUUCCCAAGCCAUCAACAAAGAUGCCACACUGGCGUUCCUCCAUAUGCUCAACUAUCGCCACGAGGGCUUCCGUAUUCCUCGUACCAUCCCUGCCUCGCUGCGCGCCUCGUUUGCAAGCAACCAGAUCGAUUACCAGAUUGACAACAAUGCCCGCCCAGCGCAGCACUGGGGCGCCGAGGGCAACCAGGAGACACGGACUGGUCGCAAGGCCAAAUUUGGCGAUACCUACCUGAGCCGCUUGGGCGUCGGUGGUAAGGGCUCUUACCAACCCAAGGGCACGGACUUCAGUGAGACAAUCCAGGAUGAAGAGUGGGAGAAGGUACGCCUGCGCCGGGAGCUGGCUGAGAUGGAGGCCAAGUUGCAAUCCGCCCGCGAAGCAUCUGAGAAUCGCCGUGAUCGGCCACGGAAUGACGGUCGUCCCAACUGGGUCCUGGUGAAGAAGGAGGCACUGCAACUCUUGGAGUACAAGGAGCGCGAACUCCGUGAGCUUCGAGAGGGCGUGGGCCGUGCGAAAGACGGACAAGAAUUAGAACGAGCGCGAGAGGACGUCAAGACCGUUGGCGAGCAAGUGGAAAGCUUGAAAACUCACCUGGCUCAGCGCCAGGCCGUUCUGGCAGACUUGCGCCAUGAGAUCGAGGAAGAGCGGUCUCGGCGCUAA
This is a messenger RNA of Penicillium oxalicum, 1215 nucleotides long. RefSeq names its product cytoskeletal adaptor protein SagA (gene end3). Gene Ontology annotation, biological process: actin filament organization; endocytosis; endosomal transport. Bases 1 to 1215 code for a protein of 404 amino acids. The transcript has 3 exons. The record is from RefSeq and is a predicted model, not a curated record. NCBI's taxonomy places the organism in Eukaryota, Fungi, Ascomycota, Eurotiomycetes, Eurotiales, Aspergillaceae. Gene Ontology annotation, molecular function: calcium ion binding; protein binding. Gene Ontology annotation, cellular component: cytoplasm; plasma membrane.